CAGUCACCAGUCAGUCCGGUCGAGCCGUCUGUGCAUAGCAUGUCGUAAUACCCAUUGGAACUCUACAUGAAUACUGGUUUUAGUCAUCUUCAUCCAGAACACUAUAAAUUGUACGUUUGACCCCUAUGGCCUACAGGGAACACCAUUUCUAUCCUCUCGAGGCCGGAGGAACAUCAUGAAAUGAAUAUACCGGUAGUCGGUACGGUACGAGACGGGGGCCGCGGAGAAGACUUCAGCCGCUGCGCUUCCAGGCAACGACAAGCGAUUUGAGCUGCUUUAUCUUCUCAAAAUCAUCUUCGCUGCAGCUGCAGCGUCACUAUCAACAGCCCUCAUGAUAAAUUCAGGGGGUUAUUAACUCUCCCGUUUCAUUGCAUCAAGACACAGGGAAGGAGGAUCGGAGUGGAACUGGGAAGCCAUUGACCCAUUGAAUUGAAUUUUUGAGUGGGAGUGGACAUCACAGACGUCAGACAAUAACCAGACCACUCACCUCCGACGUCACAAUACCUUGUAAAGGAGAUUAUCAUUAAGGAUUAAACUCGCCCCAUCCAGAUCUAAUUAAAUUGGAAAGGAGAGUUUUCUGUCUUGUUUGUUGAUGUCAUUUGCUGUCUGGAUUUCACUCUACCCGGAUCUACUGAGUACUGUCUUUACUAGUUUCAUACUUCUAUUUUAAUGUAGGGCCUUCCCUUGUUUGUGGGUACCUGCAAAAUAUAUUGAGUGAGUUGAGUUGAACAUCCAUUAUUCAACACAUCUUUAUCAACUGAUCAACUGUUAUGAUAAAAACCAACCAGUGUUACUCAGGUGUUACUACAUGCCUCCGAUGACCAGAUAGAGAGAGAACCCAAAUAGUUGUUCUGUUUUAUAACUCUGGAGUUUUUUGGCGGCUGAUAAUGACUGAUGUUCACCAUUGGAAGCCCCCACAUCACAUUUGACUCUUGAUUUUUGUGGGAACAAAAUGAAACUUUAACAAGUAAAGUGAUUGAUAUCUGAUGCAGAGAAUUCAGUUUUAUGUGUUCUUUGUCAUCCAAAUGUGAAAUUGCACUUAUUUUGCAGAGUUUUAUCAUCACAUCCCAGGUGUAAUGAUUACCAGUUACCAAAAUGGCUCAUAUAUUUGGGAGUCUUCUUGCUAAUGGAUACCACGUUGUCAUCCUUGGCUUGGAUGAAUCUGGCAAGACAUCGGUGCUGUACCGUCUCAAAUUGGAUGAAUAUGUGAACACUGUCCCAACAAUCAGCUUCAACACAGAAAAGAUUAAAUGUAAGAAGGGCUCGGCCAAAGGAUCAACGUUCAAGUUGUGGGAUGCGGGUGGAGCGGAGAAGCUACGUCCUUUGUGGAAAUCGUACGCAAGAGCUGCUGAUGCCAUUGUUUACGUCGUAGACAGCACGGACAAGGAACGGUUUGAUGAAGCCAGGUGUGAACUUUUCAAGGUGGCACAACUUCAAGAGACCAAGGGUGUCCCGAUAUUGCUGAUCGCAAACAAGCAGGACCUGAGGCAAGCAGUUGGUGCGGCAAACAUCGAAGAGGCGUUGAGCAUACCUGAGCUAAGGACACAGCAACAUACCGUGAAUGUGCUUGCAGGGUGUGCGUUGACAGGAGAAGGGUUUGAAGAAGUCCUUGACACCUUGAAAGAUAUCAUCGAUAAGCAUCGGAAACUGCUGAAGCAACAGAAGAAAGGAAGAUAACCGAUGCUGGAGAGAGGGGGCUAUAUUAUCCUUUGGGGUAACAUUUUCAUCACCAUCUCUCUCAUUCAUUUUGAACGCAGUAUUUUGUUGCCCCCCACAAAGACCCACCUUUUGUAUUAUUUGUAACCUCUUUAUGAACCAUUAUGUAUUGCUGCCUUAUCUACAUUAUUUUAUUCUAACACUUGAGUACAGUACAGUAUGUUAUAUUGCAGCAGAUGUACAACGAAAUGCAUUAUUUUCAAGUGGAGGUUGUGUGAAAAACACUCAUGAAUUAUUGCAUAUUAUUAUGUCAUUUUCUAAUUUCUUGUAUACAAAUCAUCCUCCCCAUAGGACUCCCCCUGGGAAGGGUGUCGGGGGGGGGGGGGGGGUAACUGAAGGAAUUUAGGAAAUCUAGAUUAAAGAUAACCACUUUAGGGUAACUUCUUUAUUCCUGAAAUGGAGGAGUUUAUGCAAAACCAUUUUGUCAUUUGAAUUUCAUUGAAAUAUAGGCCUUUUCUUUGUUCUUUUGACAGAAUCUUUCAUUCAUUUGAAUUAAUUGCGACUCUGACUAAUCUUUAACCGAUCAAUAUUGCCUUGAAAUACAUGAUGUGCAGAUGCAGUACAUUGUAUGCUCUAGAACCUUGGUUUAUAUACACCUUUGCCAUUAUUUAUUAAUUCAGUUGAUUAUUUAUGUGUAAAUUAUGGUUAUUGGAUAUAUCUUGAUUGUGUGUGUUCAGUAGAAUUCCAUUUUCUCUGAGUUUACAGUGCCUGUAUAGACCUAUUAAUGUAUUGAUCAUAGUAUUCCUACAAUCAGAGUGUGAUCAAACAUGCACUCAUACAUUGUAGGCUGCAUAGAUAUGUUACUCCUUUGAGAGUGAAUAUUUGAAUCAAUUUCAUGGGCCCUGUUUAAAUUUCUAUCCUUGGCAAGGACUUGUAAUAAAAUUGUUAUUUAUUUUAAAUGAUAACAAAUUAUAAUAUUUAUUAAUCUAGUUAAUCAUGCUAUGGCAUUUGGUAAAUGAUAUGUGAAAUGCUUUAAUUAUCAUUGCCUUCAGCCCUUCAGCCCU
This is a messenger RNA of Lytechinus variegatus (green sea urchin), 2720 nucleotides long. Its product is annotated as ADP-ribosylation factor-like protein 4C. Lineage: Eukaryota; Metazoa; Echinodermata; Echinoidea; Temnopleuroida; Toxopneustidae. Bases 1096 to 1677 code for a protein of 193 amino acids. The record is from RefSeq and is a predicted model, not a curated record. Gene Ontology annotation, cellular component: cytoplasm. Gene Ontology annotation, molecular function: GTPase activity; GTP binding. The transcript has a single exon. Gene Ontology annotation, biological process: intracellular protein transport; vesicle-mediated transport.